UGUCAUCAGCGAAUUUCGCUCAUUCGCCACCAGACGGCAUCGUAGUUUGUUUUGAAUUUGUAUGCACCCGUCGAUGCACUCUCGUCUGUUGUCCGAUGCACUUUUGUUCGCGACCGACCGUUUGUACACCUCGUCAUCUUCAACGGAAAUGUUCGUCGUUCGUCAUUAGAAAAUUUAUAAUUUAAUCGAGUUAAAAUAACAAGAGAAAAUGAUUCCGGAGCUUCAGGACGCGAUUAGCGUCGCACAGGAAAACCUCUACCGUGGCUUCAUAUCUUCGAAGAGAAGUGGCAUCGAUUGGCUGAAUACUGUCUGCGGAGAUUUUUACAAACUGUUCCGAGUUCUGCACAAGUUCCUGGCGUUUGAAGUGGGCGAUAAUGUGGCGGUUAUGGAAAUGGCCUUUCUCUGCCUGUCGCAAAUCGUGGUUUGCAUUAGAAGCCUGGAAAGAACUUUAACGAUCGAACAGGAUCAGAAGUGUGUUUUGGCGUCCACUCGUCAAUGUUUCCUGGAUCGGAUCAUCUGGUGCAUAACCAAGAUCAAAUCAUUUGCUGACGAUGAGUCCUCGUUUGCACAAGAUUGUACAUCGGAAUCCAAUUUCGUCAGUUUUCUUGACUUGGCCCUGAAUUUGGUUGGUCCACUGACGGUUGCGUUUGAAGAUUCCGGACAGAACCAGGCACAGCAGGAUGCAGAUACGAUGAUGGAGUGUGCAAGAAUUAGAUCGGUUGUUGAAGCACUUAUAACCCAAUCGUUCGCUUUCGGGAAUGUUUUGGAUGAUGAGGAUAAAACUCGGCUGACCAAUGUGUGCCAGAGAGUGCUCAAGGAAUGUAUAGGGCUGGAAAAGGAAUCGGCUCUCGUGGAAGGAGCAGGGCGUCCCGAUGGUCAAAACAGACGCUUGAAAGCUAGCGUCUUAGAGAGUGCUAUUUAUCAGUUGGAAACACAGGUGAAUGAUUGUCUUUUGAAGAUAGUGUUUGAAACGUUUGCCGAAAUGGACCGUAAAUUGAUUGGGCGCUUGAGAAAAAUGGUCAAGGAAGGGGCGAGCGAUGAAGAAAUCGAUAAUAUGACCAACAGGAUUGAUACCAUGGUGGAUCGAAUUAUGCAAAUUGGACUGUUUGCAAUUUCUUAUGCUGAUAACUACAAAGCUGCUUCCGAUAUCCGUAGCUGCUUGGCAUCUGUGGAAGCUCUUGAUUCCUACUUGAUCCCUUCUUUCUACGUAAACUGCGAACACCACUCGAAACUGCUCGAAGAUCAUUGGUUAGAGGAAUCGGCCCUCCUUCGAUGCCAUGUUCAAAGGAUUAUCGACAGCAAUGCCUUCGCACUGUGUUUGAUCGAAAUCCUCGAGGCUGGCAUCGAUCGUCUGGUUGAAUCGUUCAACUCAAUGGAUGCCGAAAAUCUUGUUCGCAAAGCGAAUGUGUUCAAACAGCACAUAGAAAUCAAUGCCGGGGAUUUGAACCUACAUCAGACCGAAACGUUGAAAAUCCACUUUGAGGAUUUUAAAAUGAUGACGCUAGAAUGCAAAGCCAUAGUUAAGUGCUUCGAAGAAGAUCCUUUGAUUGAGACAGACAGAAUUUUGAAAAGAUUCCGUGUACUGCUGAGCAAGCUAAGGAAAGUUCAGCUCUCGAUUAGCGCUGGCAAAGUAAGUCAGCCAAGCAAAGGAGCGGCUGUAGAUUUAUUACCACGAAAUGUAGCUCAAACCGACGAAGAGAAGGAAGUCGAUCAAAGUGUAAAAGAUUUUUUCAGCAACAGCGUUCAGAAGCCAUCCACUGGCAGUAUUUUAUAUCGCAGUACAAGGGGAGAAAAAUCCCGUCGUGAUUCAACGGUUUCUCUGCUGGAACUGAAAAGCUUUUCCGACAUAACGGCCCAGUUGCGGAAGCGAGCAGAAACUACGCCGGAUAGGAACAUCGCCAAGGGAUUAUCGGCUGCACAUUCCAGCAGGAAGAAGUUGAUCAAGCGAAACAGUUUGCGGGUGGUGCUGUUUAAGCGCCAACAGAGCAAACAGACGGCAGAGUAUUUCGAGAGCUUCAAAAGCGACAUCGAUCUGCAAAUCACUGAUAUUCUAGAUCAAUUGACUGAUUUAUCGAGCACUUUUACAAGACCCCCGCAGGAACUACAGAUAAACGAGACCUCGUUGGAGAAGCAAGUGGAAGAAGUGGCUCUAACGGAAACGGAAAUUCGAUCGAAAACAAGGAAGUCUAUCACCAAGGAGGAGAUAGCGAUUCACGAAGACAACAGAAUUAGUAUAAAUAUCACUACUGAUAUUUGAGUUUAGAAAUUGUUUCUAUAAUCAUUGUGUACUUAAAGUUUAACUAUUUUAAUUUACUUAUUUCUGCAUGCUCAUGUCAAACGAAAAUAUAAAACCAAACUAAAAUAUA
Messenger RNA from Aedes aegypti (yellow fever mosquito), 2366 nucleotides. Its product is annotated as serendipity locus protein alpha. Gene Ontology annotation, biological process: cellularization; cell migration; cell-cell adhesion. The record is from RefSeq and is a predicted model, not a curated record. The transcript has 5 exons. Gene Ontology annotation, cellular component: adherens junction; cytoplasm; catenin complex. Gene Ontology annotation, molecular function: actin filament binding; beta-catenin binding. The coding region runs from base 209 to 2257 and encodes 682 amino acids. Lineage: Eukaryota; Metazoa; Arthropoda; Insecta; Diptera; Culicidae.